Molecule: messenger RNA, 3354 nt
Organism: Daldinia caldariorum
Lineage: Eukaryota; Fungi; Ascomycota; Sordariomycetes; Xylariales; Hypoxylaceae
Product: OPT superfamily oligopeptide transporter
Exons: 6
Coding region: 747-3110 (787 amino acids)
Biological process (GO): transmembrane transport
Molecular function (GO): oligopeptide transmembrane transporter activity
Source: RefSeq, a predicted model, not a curated record
UGAAUUAAAGCCGUUCAAAUUCUAAUAUCGGAUUCGGGUUUCUCCUAUGCACCUAUCAGAUGUUUAUUUUUUCUGUCAUUUAAGGGCGCGUUUGUUAUUUAUGUUCUAUCAUCCAACAAUUACAUCCGGUCUUCUACACCAUUAUAUCAAUCUAUCACGCAAGCAUACUCAAGUAUCUAAUAAUAUGACAGAUACAUUAAGAACCUUGUCACCAAAGAAAUCUCACUUUAUAUAACGUGAAGAAACAAGGGCAAAAAAAAAAAAGCUGUUCAUCAACAUCUGCCGUGUCUAGCCGCGAACCCGCGGAACCGGGGUAAAGCACUACGACCCUGGGUACUUUGUCUAGACGCAAAUGCAUAUGGCGAGAUGCGCCGAGAUAUAACCCACUCUCCUGCGAAUCGUUUAUAUGCGCCGCGAUUGCGUGAUUGGUACUAACUCUUUCCAAUGAUCGCUUACAUGGUUGGUAAAGAGCAACACGAACUAUACAUACAAUGUAAUCGGCCCUGCAGUUAGAGCUAUGUCCGCGUUGGUAGUACCAGCCGUAAUAUAAAUAAGAAAACUUAAGACCCGUUGUGUUCCUCGCGAUUUCCAUGCAUCCUACCGCCGAGCUACCUUUGGCGCGUUGAGUUGGAGCGUCGAUUUGGAGCGUCGCCAAGUUAAACGGAAGUCUCAAAUUCCAUUAUCAAAUUAUCAAAAGGAGUUUAUCACCGCCAAGUAUUUGAAUCCGGGGACUCAAAGGCGCCGAGAUGUCUUCCCGCAUUUCGGGCGACGCCAAGGACGAAGCCAAGUUCUCUAGUGCAGCGCCCGCAGCUGAGCCUCCAACUAACCAACUACCUCCCUUAACAGAAGACGUAGUUAAGGACAUCAGCCCAGGCAAGGAGAAACUUCCCGUCGAGGACUCCAUUGAGGUUGAUGCGGAUCUCGAGAACGAAAAUGACCCCGAGAUCAGCCAGAUCCCUCCUGAAGUCAGACGGGUCGUCAGUCUUCACGAUGAUACAACUUUGCCCACCUUGACAUUUCGAUAUUUCAUCCUUUCUAUCAUCUUCGUUAUUCCAGGUGCUUUUUUAUCUUCCAUGAACAGCUACCGAACCACGUAUGCACCUUACUCAGUCUUCUUCGUCCAGAUAGCUUCCAAUUAUGUCGGCCUCUGGCUCGCCCGCGUCCUUCCUAAUCGCGAAUUUCAUAUUCCCUUCACUCGCUGGUCUUUUAACAUGAACCCAGGACCAUGGUCGGUCAAAGAGCAUGUCUUAGUCACUUUAACAGCAGCUUCUGGCGCGACAGGCAAUGGAGGCACCACUCCGAUCUCGAUCGGCGACCUUUACUUUAACGAGCGUCUUCAUCCUGCAGCCGCCAUCUUUUUCAUGUGGUCCAUCGAUGCUACAGGGUACGCCUUCGCCGCGCUUGCUCGUCAAAUUCUACUAUACGAACCGGCAUACCCCUGGUUCCAGGCUCUUUGCCAAGCAGCGCUUUUCGAGACUCAGAGUCGACAGAACAAAAACCCGACUCGCACUGCGCGCAAGCAGAUGCGCGUGUUCUGGUGGGUGCUUCUGGGCGUCACGUUAUGGCAGUUCUUACCCGAGUACGCCUUUCCGAUGUUGAACUCCAUGGCCUUCUUAUGCUGGGUCGCUCCUCAUAAUCCUGUCGCCAACUUUAUCGGAUCCGGCCUUGGUGGAAUGGGCUUUCUCAACUUCAGCUUUGAUUGGGCCAAUAUCUCCAACUAUCUCGCCGGAGUUCCGCUAUUUUUGAGUCCUUGGUGGUCGCAGGUCGUCCUUUUCUGCUCCUUCGUUAUGUCAUGCUGGAUUCUACUGCCCGCUGCAAAAUGGGGACACCUUGGAAAUUACCCUCAUUGCUUAAUGACGAACCGAGCUUGUACUGCUGAUGGGAGCAGAUAUCCUGUGACCGACCUAGUCACACCGCAAAAUACCUUCAAUCAGACUGCUUAUGAAGAAAACGGACCGCUGUACCUUGGUGUUCAUUACCUGUGGUCCAUUUUCUUUGAUUACGCUUCUUACGUGUCUGCUUACUCCUGGAUUGUAUUCUUUGGAGCCGGUCAAAUCAGAGAGGGGUUCAGGAAGUUUCGGGCACGUCAGAAAAAUCCCGGUCAGGGAAUCAACCAUCAAUACACGGACCGUUUAAAUGUGCUCAUGAGAUCAUACAAGGAAGUUCCUUUAUGGUGGUAUAUUGUGUUAUUCCUCGGUUCUUUUACAUGUGUCAUGACAAUGGUUGGGAUGGACCUCUUGUUCAUCCCCUGGUGGACUUAUCUGGUGGCACUCGCGACAGGAGCCGCUAUUGUCGUUCCCCUCGGCUGGCUUUACGCCAUUAGCAACUUCCAGCUGCCCAUCGGGACGUUCAAUGAGCUAUUGUACGGCACGAUGGUGCAGAACCUAAGCACCCAUCGUAAUCCCAUUGGAGCUAGUAUAUAUGGUGCUCUGGCUGGUGGCGCUUGGUAUCGGGCCCAGUAUAUGUUGCAAGAUCAGAAAAUAGGGCAUUACAUGCACGUUCCCCAACGUGCAGUUUUCUUUUCGCAAAUUUUCGGAAUCACCAUGGGUGUACCGAUCAAUUAUGCAGCAAUGCGCUGGAUCAUGGACUCUAAGCGUGAGUACCUGACUGGAGCUGUUGAUGAUCCAGCCCAUAUCUGGACGGGUCAGAGUUUAGCUAGCUCUUUGACGAUGGGAGUUCAAUACGUUCUAUUGGGACCAACCCGACUUUUCCGACAAGAACAAUUUCGUCCUCUCCCCUACGCAUUCCUCGUCGGCGCGGCCUGCCCGGCCAUCGUCUACGCACUCCACCGACUGUUCCCUCGCGCGAAGUUCCACCUCUUCAACACCACUAUUUUCUUCAGCGGCGCGUCCAUCUUCUACGGCAACGUGUCGACGGGGUACUUCUCGCGUUUCAUAGGGGGGUUCGUCGUUAUGUACUGGGCGUACCGGUACCGAUACCAGCUAUGGGCCAAGUACAACUUUAUUCUCGCGGCCGCAUUCGAUGCUGGUUUCAACUUGAACAUGCUCUUGAUCUUCUUGAUCUUCGGUAGUGCGAAGGUUAUCGGCAUGCCGAAUUGGUGGGGGAAUGAUGCGGUUAGCGUGGAGAAGUGCUAUGCACUUGAGACUUGAGUAGAAUUAGGAAAACAUCUAGGUACAACAAUAACAUAAUGGCACUGUAGAUAUACAGUAUUGAUACCGCCACCAAGGCUGACUAAAAGCUGGGGAACAUAGCAUUGCUUCAACGUGAGUUGCGUACGCACGGUUACACAAGGAGUGUGGAUUGCUUAUGCUCACGAGAGGCUACAAACGUGUCUGACACUAGAGCGUAGAUAUAACAAGGAGCCUUUAACUUCCGGGUAUUUAGUAACUUGGG